AUGACGACUUCGCUGCUCCUCCACCCGCGGUGGCCGGAGAGCCUCAUGUACGUCUAUGAGGACAACUCGGCGGAGAGCAGCGCCGGACCGGGAGGCGGCGGCGGCGGCGGCGGAGGAGGAGGAGGAGGAGGAGGAGGAGGAAGCGGAGGAGGAGGCGGAAUCAGCCCCAGCAAAACCCCCCUCAUGGACGGGCUGGGCGGCAGCUGCUCCUCCGGCCACUGCCGGGACCUGCUCUCCCACCCGGUGCUGGGCCGCCCCCCGGCCCCGCUGGGCGGCCACCAGGGCCCCGUCUACACGGACAUCACGGCCCCGGAGGCGGCCCGCCAGUGCCCGCCCCCGUCGGCGCCCCCCACGUCUUCCAGCGCCGGCCUGGGCUACGGCUACCCCUUCGGGGGCAGCUACUACGGCUGCCGCUUAUCGCACAAUGUGAAUCUGCAGCAGAAGCCGUGCGCCUAUCACCCGGGAGACAAAUUCCAGGAGCCGUCGGGACCCCUGGCGGGCGAGGAGCUGUCCUGCCGGGCGAAGGAGUUCGCCUUCUACCCGAGCUUUGCCAGCUCCUACCAGGCCGUGCCCGGUUACUUGGACGUGUCUGUGGUGCCCGGCAUCAGCGGGCACCCAGAGCCGCGCCACGACGCCCUGAUCCCGGUGGAGGGCUAUCAGCACUGGGCUCUUUCCAACAGCUGGGAUAGUCAGGUGUACUGCUCCAAAGAGCAGAGUCAGUCCGCUCACCUCUGGAAAUCGCCGUUCCCAGAUGUGGUCCCUCUGCAGCCCGAGGGGAGCAGCUACCGGCGGGGCCGGAAGAAACGUGUUCCCUAUACCAAGAUCCAACUGAAGGAGCUGGAGAAAGAAUACGCGGCCAGCAAGUUCAUCACCAAAGAAAAGAGGCGGCGGAUCUCGGCGACCACGAACCUGUCGGAGCGCCAGGUCACCAUCUGGUUCCAGAACCGACGCGUCAAAGAGAAGAAAGUGGUCAGUAAAUCGAAAGCGCCUCACCUGCACGCCACCUGA
Tachyglossus aculeatus (Australian echidna) is the source of this 1008-nucleotide messenger RNA. RefSeq names its product homeobox C13 (gene HOXC13). The transcript is spliced from 2 exons. NCBI's taxonomy places the organism in Eukaryota, Metazoa, Chordata, Mammalia, Monotremata, Tachyglossidae. The record is from RefSeq and is a predicted model, not a curated record. Gene Ontology annotation, biological process: regulation of transcription by RNA polymerase II. The coding region runs from base 1 to 1008 and encodes 335 amino acids. Gene Ontology annotation, molecular function: RNA polymerase II cis-regulatory region sequence-specific DNA binding; DNA-binding transcription factor activity, RNA polymerase II-specific.